UAUCAAUCACAUCCAGCUUUUUUGAUUUUUAUUUUUUAUUUCUCCACAAGACACCUAGAGUAUUAUUUCCACAGAGUUAGAAACGGUUUACCCCCUGUUCUUGGCCCUGGUAUAGCCACCCUUCCCUCCCUCUUUUUUCUUUAGUGACUGACUGUCCCGCGAUGCCUCGAUACCGCCACACGUGCCACCGAUCGUCGUGAUAUCACCAUUGCAUUCCACAACGGUGACGGACUUCCGUUGGCGGUGCGCUUCUAAUCAAUAAGAUGGAUACCGAAGCAUCCGCGGAGAGAGUUGCUAUUGGAGGUUCUCACGGCUGGUCUCGCCGGGGCAGACGACACCAUGCGGGCAAAAGAGAGUCUGGGUUAGGUGGACAGGCUACCUGGCUAAGCAGUGUUAUCAACCUGUUGAACACAAUUGUUGGUGCCGGUGCUUUGGCAAUGCCUAGUGCCCUCGCGCGGAUGGGAAUCACCCUCGGAGUCCUCAUUAUCAUAUGGUCGGGGCUCACAGCUGGUUUUGGCCUCUAUCUACAGUCGUUAUGUGCCCAAUAUCUAGACCACGGAACCGCAUCCUUCUUCGCCCUCUCGCAGAUCACGUAUCCAAAUGCUGCUGUAAUUUUCGAUGUCGCAAUCGCCAUAAAAUGCUUCGGCGUGGGCGUAAGUUACCUGAUUAUCAUCGGGGAUCUCAUGCCUGGGGUUGUCGAAGGCUUCGGUGCAGAUGCUGCUGGGAUGGCCUUUUUGCUUGAUCGCCAAUUCUGGGUUACGGCAUUUAUGUUGGUUGUUAUUCCUCUUUCAUUCCUGAGACGACUGGACUCUUUGAAGUAUACGAGCAUCAUUGCUCUAACCUCUAUCGGAUACCUGCUGGUCCUGGUCGUUGCUCACUUUAUCAAGGGAGAUACCAUGGCGGAGCGCGGUCCGAUUAAUUAUUUUAAAUGGCAAAGCGCAGUGUCCGCCCUUAGUGCAUUCCCAGUUAUGGUGUUUGCAUACACCUGCCAUCAAAAUAUGUUCUCAAUCCUCAAUGAAAUUUCCAACAGCACUCAUUUCCGAACAACAAGUGUUAUUGUAUCCAGCAUUGGCAGUGCUGCCUCUACUUAUGUUCUCAUCGCAAUUACAGGAUACCUUUCCUUUGGAAACAACAUUGGCGGCAAUAUUGUAGGCAUGUAUGUGCCAUCAUUAUCUGCAACGAUAGCGCGUGCAGCCAUCGUUGUCCUUGUCAUGUUUUCCUACCCUCUCCAGGUCCAUCCUUGCAGAGCAUCGAUGGACGCUGUUCUAAAGUGGCGGUGGAAUCCCAAAUCCUCAUCCAACCCCUCCAAUUCUUCUCCCAACCGCAACCCUCUCCUCCCUCGACCGAACCAGCCUCAGGAUACCAUGGGAGAUACUCGGUUUGCCAUAAUCACCACGGUAAUCCUUAUUUUAAGCUACAUCGUUGCCAUGACGGUAUCAUCCCUCGAAGCCGUGCUAGCGUACGUAGGAAGUACCGGUAGCACAAGCAUUAGCUUCAUCCUUCCCGGCCUCUUCUAUUACAAAAUCUCCUCCCCCGAGUCUGCCAUACAUCAACAAUUAAUGAAGGAGAACGACGAGGCGGCUACGGAUGAUAUGUCAGAUGAUGGCGCGGAGGGCGAGGGUCUUCUGAGCGCCAGCGGCAUCCUCUCAGCCAGCGGGAUCCUUAAACGAAACACGCGGCAAUGGCGAAAGAUCCUCCUCCGCAAGCUGAGUUUGGGUCUUGCGAUAUACGGGGUUAUUGUCAUGGUUGUUUGCCUCGUUACCAACACUUUCUUCCUCGCCUCACACCAAUAACACCCGCAUUCUCUCUCUCCCUCUCCCAGAAUUGCCCACUUACUCCUAUCCUAUACUUAUACAAACACUCAGACGUAGAAAAAUACCACGCCUUCUCUACGAUCUUGAGUAUAUCAUUUUAAUCCCUGCAUUCUAGUGUUACUCCCUAUUUCUUUCCUGCAGCAUGGACACAGGUGGACACAGCGCAAAACGACUUUUCUUUUGCAUAAUGUCUAUUUUUCAAAUCUAGGCCACAAAUUCUCUCCCAGUCGCUUGACUGGGACCUUAAACCAAUCGAUUCCAGGGGCUAUAGAGACGAUCUAGCAACACUGGAUAGGAUAAAUGGCUGUUUUGAUCUCCCAUCCAGCUUCCUCCACAAUUCUUCAUCCUGUAUUUCCUUUUUUUUUUCCUUUUUCUUUUGGGAUAAUCAGAUUAUUACUUUAGUUGUGCAACCAUAUCCCUUGUCCGUUCUAAUUUUGAGGAGUCGUCAGCUAAUAUUGGGGUUUCGGACGUUGGCGUUCUGUGUUUCGUACUAUAAUAUCCUUGCCACUAUGGAUCUAAACACGCAAUACCAACCCAUUUGCUUCCUGUUUUAUUUUAUUUUCUCGUCAUUACUUUUACCUCUGAUAUUGUUCUUUUGUUUUUGUUUUGUGUCAUCUAGCAUCACCGUCAAACCCUAUCAAAUCCUAUAGACCCAUUUCCCCCCUUUCCGUUUCCGUUUGCGAUAAUGUGUAUCUGCUACCUACUCCAAGUACCCCCUUUGCGUAUUGAGUUUUCUAAUUUCUUUUGCUGCUUCGUCCCUUUUUU
Molecule: messenger RNA, 2579 nt
Organism: Blastomyces gilchristii SLH14081
Lineage: Eukaryota; Fungi; Ascomycota; Eurotiomycetes; Onygenales; Ajellomycetaceae
Exons: 5
Coding region: 264-1793 (509 amino acids)
Biological process (GO): amino acid transmembrane transport
Cellular component (GO): fungal-type vacuole membrane
Molecular function (GO): L-arginine transmembrane transporter activity; L-glutamate transmembrane transporter activity; L-lysine transmembrane transporter activity
Source: RefSeq, a predicted model, not a curated record